AUGGAGGCGCUGCUGUCGCAGGUGGCGCAGCUGCCGGCGCUGCUCGCCGUGUGCCGCUCGCCGCUCGUGCGCGCCUGGGACGCGGCCACGCUGAGCCGAGCGCUGGAGUGGGCCGCCUUCUUCCAGCACCUGCACGGCCGCUUCCGCGACCGGCCGCGUCUCCGGGCCGCGCUGGGCCGGCGCCUGCGGCAGGGCCGCGGUCCUGCGCUCGCCUUCCGCCACCUGGGCCGCUGCCCGGCGCUGUUGGCGCUGGCGCUGCUGGAGAACCGCUCUCUGCCGCCCGCCGCCUGCCGCCGCCUCCUGCAGAGCGUGCUGAGCCCCGGCGCCGCCGCCGAGCCCCCCGGGCUGGCGCUGCUCGCCCGGCGCAAGGCUGCCGCCCGCCUGCUGCCGCCCGCCGCGCCGCAGCCGCGCGUGCGGGCCGAGGCGCAGGCGCUGCUGGCGCRGCUGCGGGAGGAGCGGCAGGACGAGGAGGCGGCCGCGGAGCUGCUGCCCUGGCUGGCCGCGCUCCUCGAGCAGCUCCCGCAGCCCCGCGCCCUGCAGGUGGUGGCGGCGGCGCUGUUGGCCGGCGAGGAGGCCUGGGGCGACGAGGAAGGGCCGAGGGGCGGAGGGGAAGGCGGGCAGGCGGCCGCGCCACUCCUUGCCUGGUUGCUGCAGAACCCCGAGCGCCUCUCUGCUUUGUGUCACCUCCUCCCAGGCUCUCUGCUCGCUGCACUGGCUGCUCGCUAUUCCCAGUUGAGCAGCUGUUACUUGGACCUGCUGGUUGCUUGGGGAAGCCRCUUGCGCUAUGACCCCUUGCAGGGCCGGUGGGCAAGUAGCUGCUUGGAGCAGGCUGAGUUGUCCUGGGAGGAGCUGAGGGAGCGUUUUGACUGUCUUUGCCGGGCACCAGCACCGCUCGGGGGACAAACCCGCACUGCCCUGGAGCUCCUGAAGGCGCAGGAUGGAGACUUUGAUGUCCCCGGCCUCAGUGUGUGGACUGACCUAUUGGUGGAGGUAGAGAAAUCCCUGAGGAAAGAAGUAGAGCAGACGUAAAGCUUUUGAAAGCCAAGAAGCCAGCUUAGCCCCUCCAUGCUUAGGAUGAAAGGCAAGGAAGAGAUCUGCACUUCACUGUGAGCUGAAGACUUGAGGCUGGCAAGACUGAGCAUGCUAUUGCUAUCUGCAUAUCAUGUCAGUUAAGGAGGCCAAGUGCUAUAUGUUACUGUGUAUGUACUCUGUAUGUAACUGUGUAAUGAAAUGAAGAAAGCACCCUUGGUUUCAAAAGCAGAAACAACUGUUUUCAUCUUGUGAUGGGAGAGUAUUGCAGGUGCUGUGCAGUGUCCUGUCUUUCUCACUGCUGUGUGCAAACCAAAUGCUAAGAGGAAGAUGGACCCUUCAGACUAGAAAARCAUAACUUGAUGAUUACUUUAGUAAUCCUGCCCUUGCUGGGUCAUCUGUAUUGGUGGGUGUUCUGCUUCUGCAUACCUUAUGUAUGAGUUUAAGUGAAAGAAAACUGAGUCUACUGAAAAGCUUUGAGAUGGGAAGGCUGUAUUAUUUAGCGUAUUGUAUGCUUAUAUGUGAGCAUGGCCUAGGAAAAACAGUAGAAAAAGUCUGCCCUGUUCAUUUCUCUUCCCUUGGUGUGCUUUUAUGGGAUGGGGGGAAAAAGUGAUGAGACAACAGACUCCAGGAGAUGCAAGAUUGGUCUUUGUUCUCUUCAUUUUUUCAUCAGCUCUUGCUCACAGCUUGAUCAAGGAACUUUCUCAUCAUUGUCCAUUAAAAUGAGUGUUAUGAUAACAAGUUCAAGUGUAUUCAUAGCUGAAUUAGCCUUAUGAAAGAGCUGUGUAGAAGAGAACACCCAAUGAAGACAGGAAAAUUUAUGCCAAGGCCACAAAAAUUGUCUGUUAGUCUUGGAUGGGGAGUCUAUCCAAGAGCUCCUGUUCCUGUUGGCUUGAGAUCAUCUGACUUUUUU
Molecule: messenger RNA, 1942 nt
Organism: Nothoprocta perdicaria
Lineage: Eukaryota; Metazoa; Chordata; Aves; Tinamiformes; Tinamidae
Gene: FANCF
Product: FA complementation group F
Exons: 1
Coding region: 1-1029 (342 amino acids)
Biological process (GO): interstrand cross-link repair
Cellular component (GO): Fanconi anaemia nuclear complex
Source: RefSeq, a predicted model, not a curated record